This is a messenger RNA of Colletotrichum higginsianum IMI 349063, 399 nucleotides long. Its product is annotated as A/G-specific adenine glycosylase. The coding region runs from base 1 to 399 and encodes 132 amino acids. The transcript has a single exon. NCBI's taxonomy places the organism in Eukaryota, Fungi, Ascomycota, Sordariomycetes, Glomerellales, Glomerellaceae. The record is from RefSeq and is a predicted model, not a curated record.
AUGUGCAUCCAGUGGAUCGCCCCGGCCAACUGUGCCAUCGCCGUCCACGGCACGCCGCGGGACGGGUGCAGGGGCACGCACGUCGUCGUGACGCGGCGCGAGGUGUGCGCCCUCGCCGACGAGCGGUGCGUGUGCUUCUUCGGCUCCUGCGGGGACAUGGUCACGCUGUCGCCGCAGGGCCAGGGCACCGUCGACGCGCCGUGCGAGGCGUGCGGCGUCGACCUGGACCCGGAGCAGAUGAUGCUGCUCAAGGUGUUUGACGAGGCCUUCGCGACCGAGUGGGUCAUCGCCUUUGGCGAGAGCCAUUACGAAAAGUGCACCGAGGGCAUGUGGAGGGGUCGGUGGGAGGCGGACGCGAGGGAGGGAGUGGACGAGUCAUCGUCGGCCCGUCUUGAGUGA